CCCGCAGGCCGCGCCUCUGCGUGCAGCGCCCCAAGCGGCAUCGGCGCGCUUUGGGGACCGGUUUCAGCGGCCGCUUUUCACACCUCCACACCCUAUUAAGGAGCGGGAGUAGAAAGGGCCCGCCUACAGUGUACUAGUUCUAGUACACUGUAGGCCCGCGUUUCGCCGCCUCGUCCCAGUGGAGUUAGCAAACUAAAAAAGAAUCUAGUUGGCUGCGAGCGGGUAGCGGCGCUAAGUCAGUCAGUUGGCUUCGCGGUGAGCCGAAGAACCGCAGCUUCUGUGACCGCGGCUCACUUUUUAAGAAGAGCCACUCCACGGAGCCACUCAAAAGAUCCGGCCCAUCACUAGAAGAAACAAACAAAAGAUGGCGGCGCCCGGCGGUGAUGAACAGCGGGCAGCUGUCAAAGAAACUUUCGAUGUGUUACUGGAGAUGUCUCAGCUGUUGAACACGGGCCUGGAUGCUCAGUCGCUGGUUCUCUGCGUCAAGCUGUGCGAAAGCGGCGUAAACCCCGAAGCCCUGGCCUGCCUCAUCAAGGAGGUGCGCGCCCGAACGGCGUCCAACGUCUCCACUUCGAGCAUGCGGCCUGACAAUGCCGAGCGAUGACUGCACCAGUCUUCUUGCUGAAGAUCAGAUGGUCGUGUAGUUGGUUGUACUUUCCAGCCUUUCAGCAAUGCGCAAGGGAUGGUCACAUACGUGGGUGAUCAGCUGUGAGGAAAGGAAAUGGUGUGAACACAGCGAACAUUGAUUUGCUGCUUGAAUAACCUCGCCAAUGCAAGUGCCCGGAAAUGCAAGCACCUGGCUACUCGGGGCGGAGCAUUGCACCGUGUUUAGGGCAUUACAGGUCACUUGGAGAUUGAGUCUGUUGCUGAAUUGGUGUAAUGGUGUGUUGCACUUGGUUGUAAAACCUUAUCCAAAGUGGACAAUAAAACAGAAGCCCCAAGUCAGUUUGGACUGGAA
Messenger RNA from Rhipicephalus microplus (southern cattle tick), 958 nucleotides. RefSeq names its product Mitotic spindle organizing protein 1. Lineage: Eukaryota; Metazoa; Arthropoda; Arachnida; Ixodida; Ixodidae. Gene Ontology annotation, biological process: gamma-tubulin complex localization; microtubule nucleation by interphase microtubule organizing center; mitotic spindle assembly. The record is from RefSeq and is a predicted model, not a curated record. Gene Ontology annotation, cellular component: spindle; gamma-tubulin ring complex; centrosome.